This is a messenger RNA of Drosophila ananassae, 1406 nucleotides long. Its product is annotated as probable phosphomevalonate kinase. NCBI's taxonomy places the organism in Eukaryota, Metazoa, Arthropoda, Insecta, Diptera, Drosophilidae. The record is from RefSeq and is a predicted model, not a curated record. Gene Ontology annotation, molecular function: phosphomevalonate kinase activity. Gene Ontology annotation, cellular component: cytoplasm. Gene Ontology annotation, biological process: cholesterol biosynthetic process; isopentenyl diphosphate biosynthetic process, mevalonate pathway. The transcript is spliced from 2 exons. Bases 234 to 794 code for a protein of 186 amino acids.
AACUAAUUUUUUUCAAUCAGUCAGCUGAAAUGCAAACAGUAAACAAAUCUAGCGCCUCGUCCAAUUGUUGAAUGAAACAUUAGCAUAAAUACAAAAAGAGUGACACUCCGGUGUCAGAGGCGUAGUCUAGAGCGCCGGCGAGGUGGAAAUCUGAUGAACUCUCUGAGACAUCCACCGUGACGAGGGCAGGGCCAAAAGUUGCGCUGCCACCAAAAGUGAAAGUUGGUCAGAAGAUGAUGAAAAUAGUACUGAUCAGUGGAAAGCGCAAGUGCGGAAAGGAUUACAUCUCCGAAAGGCUCCAUAAGACGUUGGCCGAACGGGCACAGAUUGUUCGCAUCUCGGAGCCCAUCAAGUCGGAGUGGGCUCGCAAACUACAGCUGGAUUUGGCUGCCCUGCUUAGCGAUGGUCCUUACAAGGAGCAGUACCGCCGAGACAUGAUUGUUUGGAGCGAUGAGGUUCGGUCUCGGGACUACGGAUACUUCUGCCGAGUGGCCAUGGAAGAGGCAUUGGCCCGUCGACCGACACCUUACAUAUUGGUCAGCGAUGUGAGGCGCAAAAACGACAUCAGGUGGUUCCGGGAAACCUAUGGCUCCGACAAGGUACUGACUGUGCGGCUCACCUCCCGUCCAGAGACCCGCAGUGCCCGAGGAUGGGUCUUCACGGCGGGCAUCGACGAUGUGCCGUCCGAGUGCGAUCUGGACGACUUUGAUGGCUUCGACGUGGUGGUGGCCAACGACAAUGAGAAUGACCAGGAGUCUAUUGACCAAAUACUGGAGACGAUGCAACUGAAGUAACUGUGAAUGUGAAGCUUUAGAUAUUAACUACUCGAAUCAAGCCCUCGGCAUCAGCGUAUUUUUGAUAGAACAUGUAUUUGGCACGGUAUGAGUGUAUUAGAUAAUGCUAAUAUUAUGCCUUGUGAAGGAAUGUAGCUAAGUUUGUACUUAAUAAUUUAUAAACUGGAAUUAAUAAAAUGGAGAUGGUGUGAAAAGUAUAUUUGUUUGUUUAGGAAUUAGGAUUAAUUAUUAAGAAGUUUGAAUGUUUAUAUUGUUUAUUAUUAACUGGAAUAGUAUGUUCUGCGCUGAUUUUAUUGCCACUUUUGAAAAUGUUUAUUUGAAUUCUGAAACCGUUUCCUCGCUUCCAGCUGAUCGGCAUAGUAUUUUCGAGUAUUUAUUCUGCGGUAUUUUUUAUCGCGCUAGACCGAAGGUUCAGCGGAUUUCAUGUGCAGAGUCAGUCGGCAAGCGGUCACACCAACAGCCAGUCCAGAAAAUAGAAGAAAAAGAAACAAGAGAAGAAAACUAAAUUGGACGGUGCAGACGGAGAAGAGCCCCAAAACGCAGAGCAAGAAGCGAAGGAGUCAAAGUUAACCGAACAGCUAACCAGAGAACAACCGGAGAUCAGAGGCCCCA